Molecule: messenger RNA, 783 nt
Organism: Darwinula stevensoni
Lineage: Eukaryota; Metazoa; Arthropoda; Ostracoda; Podocopida; Darwinulidae
Source: the annotation of a GenBank genome assembly
AUGUCAGGCGAAGCGGAUGCCCAGGAGGCGGAGCAUGAGCAUAUCUUCAUGCACUGCCUCCUCAUGUACUGCAUAUUUUGUCCAGAUGUGAAGUACUUUUCUCCAUAUACUGUAUCCAGAGGAAGUGCAUUGGAUGAUCUUUUGCAGGCUGUGAUACCACAUGUGAGGAAGCUGACACUACCAAUAGAAGUGGACAUGAUGCGGGUGAAGAUGCUGCUUGCCUUCGUGAUCAUCGGUCCAGCUACUAUGGCAGAUGCUUUGAAGUGCAUCUACUGCGGACCGGUGGCGGGUUCUGGCAUACCUUCUUGCGAUGGCAAGAAUUAUCAGCAGAAGACUUGUUCCUCCGAUUAUCAAAACCCGACCUGCAUGUCUGCGUAUGCCAGCAAAGGAGGAAAGCUGCUGUUCGCAGAUUGCGCCGAUACCGUGGCAUCAGGAUGCAUCCAGGCGUCGUCCAACGACACCCAAGCCGUCGCCUACGCCGGGAUGUACCAGUGCGCCUGCAAGACAGACCUCUGCAACGGACCCAACGACGCGUCCGCCCUUUCUUUCUCUCCUUUUCUUCUCGUCUUCUUGCUUUUCGUGGGCGGUCACUUCAUCCGAUUCUGAGGGGUGACGUCGCUGCACGUUUCCGGAAUGAUUCCAUAUCAAUGCACCGAGAGAAAUGAGAAACCCACAUUUAAAAAAUCGAAGUGUAUUUUUCUUGCACUUUCCUACCACUUAUACGAAUUCAUUCGAUGAAGGAGAAAUGUUGUCAUGCUCUUAAACUACUCCUCUCGUUUCCAC